Messenger RNA from Daktulosphaira vitifoliae (grape phylloxera), 949 nucleotides. RefSeq lists its product as uncharacterized. The transcript has 5 exons. Gene Ontology annotation, molecular function: transcription cis-regulatory region binding. NCBI's taxonomy places the organism in Eukaryota, Metazoa, Arthropoda, Insecta, Hemiptera, Phylloxeridae. Bases 163 to 822 code for a protein of 219 amino acids. The record is from RefSeq and is a predicted model, not a curated record.
AUUAUCUUUACAAUAUGUUGAAUUUAAAAAAUUAUAUACUAAGUUAAGCUGCUGUUUUCUACCUAAUUAAUAUUGUUUUUGAGUGAUUUAAUAGUUUAAAAAUAUCUUAUAAUAAUUUUGCUGAUCAUUAAUAUAUGAUGAUAAUUAUGAGUUUUCCCUGUUAUGCUUAAAAAAUAUUCUUCAAUGGACAAUUCAAGUUCAGAUAAUAUUAUUGAAAUGGACGCAGUCAAUCAACAUCAAAAACAAAAGUUUUAUAAAAAACAUUUCAUUGCAGUUUUAGAACGUUGUGAAAGGUUGCAACAGGACAAUGAACGCCUAGUUUAUAGAAUCCAUCAAGUAUCUAAACAAUUGAGACGUGUUAGAGUGGAAAGAAAAUUCAUUAUGGACAGGUUAGAUAAACAUAGAGAUAGCUGGAGAGAAGCUAAACUUCAAAUUGACUUAGGACAUGAUUCACCUAUAUCUGAUGGUGUUAAUAUUAAGCAUCCAGGCACAUCUGAUACUCCUAAUAGUAAACGCCAUACAAAUGUUAAAUCUACAGAAAAAAAAGAUCCCAAUUUACCCAAACGACCAGCAAAUCCAUUUUUCCGCUUUUGUCAAGAACAAAGACCUAUUGUCCUUGAUCAAAUCAUUAUGUCAGGGGAAGGUGAACCUACCAAACAAGAUUUAACUAAAAGAUUAGCUAUUACAUGGAACACUAUGGGACACAAUGAUAAAAAGGUAUAUUAUGACAUGUACGAGAGAUCAAAAGAAAAAUAUGCAGCAGAUAUGGAGGAAUAUACUCUCACUAAAGCUAUAAAUGCAGUCCAACCUACUAGUUCAUAAUUAUGUGAACAAAUGAUUUGUGUCAUAAUUACUAGUUCAAAUUAUGAAUGAAUGUAAAAUUUCAUAUAAAUAUUGUAUAUAUUAUGAUAAAAUAUAAUAAACACCUAUGAUUGGAUUUUUUAAACAA